AAUCAGGUUAAAUGAAAACUAACUUCACUUUGUGUUAGUCACAGACAGUCAAGCGAACAUGGCGGCCAUUGACGUAGAGCCUACAAAAAUCGAGGCUGCGAUGCGUACGCUUAAGUUGUCGGGGCAUGUCGGCUUCGACAGCCUGCCAGAUCAGCUGGUAAAUAAGAGUGUUCAAAAUGGAUUCGUAUUCAACAUCCUAUGUAUAGGUGAAACUGGUUUGGGAAAGUCAACUCUGAUGGACUCUCUAUUCAACACCAACUUCGAGUCUUCCCCGAGCCCGCACAACUUGCCAACUGUGAAGUUGAAAGCACAUACAUAUGAGCUACAGGAGAGCAAUGUUAGACUAAAGCUCACAAUCUGUGACACCGUUGGCUACGGUGAUCAGGUUAAUAAAGAGGACAGUUUUAAAGCUGUGGUCGACUACAUUGAUGCACAGUUCGAAGCAUACCUGCAAGAGGAACUCAAGAUCAAGCGUUCACUCCCCUCAUACCAUGACAGUCGUCUGCAUGUAUGUCUAUACUUUAUUUGCCCAACUGGGCAUGGUCUUAAAUCCAUUGACCUGGUGUGCAUGAAGAAGCUGGACACCAAAGUGAACAUAAUUCCUAUCAUCGCUAAAGCUGAUACAAUUUCUAAGACUGAGCUACAAAAGUUCAAGUCCAAGAUAAUGCAAGAGCUGCAAGCGAACGGUGUGGAGAUCUACCAGUUCCCCGUCGACGACGAGUCCGUGUCCGAGGUCAACGGCACCAUGAAUAGCCACAUACCCUUCGCGGUCGUCGGCAGCACUGACUUCGUCAAGAUCGGCAACAAGACCGUGCGCGCGCGACAGUAUCCCUGGGGCACCGUGCAGGUGGAGAACGAGUCCCAUUGCGACUUCGUGAAGCUGCGCGAGAUGCUGAUCCGCACCAACAUGGAAGACAUGCGCGAGAAAACGCACGCGCGGCACUACGAGCUGUACCGCCGACGCCGCCUCGCGCAGAUGGGCUUCUCCGACGUGGACGCCGACAACAAGCCCCUGUCGUUCCAGCAAACAUUCGAGCAGAAGCGCAGCGCUCACCUUCAAGAGCUGCAACAGAAGGAGGACGAGAUGCGGCAGAUGUUCGUGCAGCGUGUCAAGGAGAAAGAGGCCGAACUUAAGGAAGCUGAGAAGGAGCUCCAUUCGAAAUUUGAUAAGUUAAAGAAGGAUCACACGGAAGAGAAGAAACGUCUCGAAGAACUUCGCAAGAAGAUAGAAGACGACACGAUCGAGUUCAACCGCCGCAAGCAGCAGUCGGCGCAGUCGCACCACACGCUCACCCUCGGCAAGAGCAAGAAGAAGUAACCCGCCCGCCACCGCCACUGGGCGCACCACUCGCGACACAAAUCACCGGUUCUCACUGUCUUGCUCCUUUAUUUGGUGAUUUUAUCACGAAAUGGCGAAUCUGUAUUUUUUAGUAGUUCAGUCAGACUUAAUUGUAAACAGCAUAGGUGUCUGCUUGGUUUUUUUUUUAUUUUAUACCAAAUUGAGUAGAAAUUGAAAUCUAUGGAAUAUGAAAUCGAAAACAAAACCCGUAUUUAACACUCACUGAAUGUUAAUUAUUAUUAAAAUAAUAUGCCAUGAAAUAACCCUUAAACGCCUAAAGUCUGAAAUUUUGUUAUAUUAAAAAUCUAAGACAUCUACAAACUAAAUGAUUUGGUAAAAAUAUAAUACCCGAUUGAAAUUAGUUAAUAUAAUAUAUCUUAGUUUUCGUAAUUAUGAUAUAAAUGAACUAACACAUAUAUGAUGCAUUAUAAUGUAGAAACUAUGCCACUAUACCAAUAUGAUAGUUAUAUCAGAGUAACCACCUGACACAGAGAAAUGAUUCUCAAGUCUCGCAACAGACUUAAAUUCUAAUUUGCACUUAGCCAUAUGUUAGUUAUGAAAAUUUUAUACCAAAAUUUAUUUAUACAUUAGCCCUAGAUUAUGUUUUUUAGUUAUAAUCAAUACAUGUAAUAAUUUUAUUAUUUUUAUCCAUUUAAAGGAACUAUAGCGAUGCCACUAGAGACACUUCAAUAUGUCUAAUCUCACAACCAAUAUAAAUAUUUAUAAUGAGUUGGUAAAUGUGAUAAAACAUGUUUAUGUUUGAAUAGUUUAUUGAGCAAGUGUUGCUCCACGACAUCACUUAUACCACAGGAGUAUUGGUUAGGUAAAGCGUUAAGGAUAAACAUGGACGCUAUGAACUCAUUUACCUUAGGUAUAUACUCUUUAUGUAUGACUUUUCAAUUUGUAAUUUAAACAAAAAAUUUAGUGACAUUAUUUUUUUCCAGAACAGAUAUUAUCUGUGAAAGAUUAUCUCAAUUGUAACGAUGGGUCUUUUUAAAAAAUAAGAGUAACUGUGUUUAUAUGACUAAGAUAUCGAGCGGUGCAAAUGUGCUUUGACCGAUAAAUUUUAGUUUGAAUAUAAGUUUAUAAAACAUGUAUUAUUUCACUUAAAAUGCCAGUAUGCUUAAACACAGUUUAAUGCUCUCUUAAUUAAAUUGUAAGAAUAGUUUGACAAAUAUUUGUAACAUAAGAGUUUGCAUAAACAUUUAUUUUGCAUUUAAUCAUUCAUUCCGUAUCAGUUAUUUUAUUUUGUAAUUACAUAUAUAGUAUUUUGAAAAUUUGUAUUAUUUUAUAGGAAUAUUUAAAUAAACCUAAAAUUAA
This is a messenger RNA of Nymphalis io (European peacock), 2659 nucleotides long. RefSeq names its product septin-2 (gene Septin2). The record is from RefSeq and is a predicted model, not a curated record. The transcript has 9 exons. Gene Ontology annotation, biological process: cytoskeleton-dependent cytokinesis. Gene Ontology annotation, molecular function: GTP binding; molecular adaptor activity; GTPase activity. Bases 59 to 1318 code for a protein of 419 amino acids. NCBI's taxonomy places the organism in Eukaryota, Metazoa, Arthropoda, Insecta, Lepidoptera, Nymphalidae. Gene Ontology annotation, cellular component: microtubule cytoskeleton; septin ring; septin complex.